AUGCCAUUCGCGUAUUGUAUGAAUGAAGGUGCAUGUACGUACAUUGUACACUCGAAGCACCGUUUCGUGCAGCUAAUAGCCGUUUCUAUGACGAUUCCAUCGAAUCAGAAAAAAACAAAACCUUUAACAAUGUCCGUUUUGUGUCUAGGGCCAAAAUAUUCGGGCAAAACGCAUUUACUCACAAAAUUGACGAAAUCGCAGUUGGGUGAAAAUGCAACAUCACCGCACAUAGUGCCCACAAUCGGAACAAACAUAUUUUCGAUAAAACUGCCCGCGAAACAGAAAACUACAACCAAACAAAAGUCAAGUGUUUAUGCCCAAGUGCGAGAAGUUGGCGGUACAAUGGCACCAAUGUGGAAGAAUUACUUGAACGAUGUGAGGAAAUUGAUGUACGUUGUGGAUACUUCAAAUCUAUGCCAGAUAUCAGCUGCGGGUGUUCUCUUGUAUUCGCUUUUGGCUGAUCCCCGGUUACAGCAUGCUAAAGUCAUUAUAGUGUUGACAAAAAUGGAUUUGGCAUACAGACAAAUGCGGAACGAGGCUCUGUUAAUGCUGCAACUGGAAAAAUUGAAAAAACAGAUUCGCCAAGAAGUUACAGUCGUCGAGACGAGUGCCAUUCUGGAUACUGGUAAAGAGAAAAUCUUAGAUUGGCUGGCAUCAUAGAUUUUACACAACAAUUCGUUCGAACU
Molecule: messenger RNA, 686 nt
Organism: Bradysia coprophila
Lineage: Eukaryota; Metazoa; Arthropoda; Insecta; Diptera; Sciaridae
Product: ADP-ribosylation factor-like protein 16
Molecular function (GO): GTPase activity; GTP binding
Source: RefSeq, a predicted model, not a curated record